Drosophila grimshawi is the source of this 621-nucleotide messenger RNA. It is a transcript of the gene PGRP-SC2, whose product is annotated as peptidoglycan-recognition protein SC2. Gene Ontology annotation, molecular function: peptidoglycan binding; N-acetylmuramoyl-L-alanine amidase activity; zinc ion binding. Bases 18 to 572 code for a protein of 184 amino acids. The transcript has a single exon. NCBI's taxonomy places the organism in Eukaryota, Metazoa, Arthropoda, Insecta, Diptera, Drosophilidae. The record is from RefSeq and is a predicted model, not a curated record. Gene Ontology annotation, biological process: innate immune response; peptidoglycan catabolic process.
AUAAUUAAUUAGAAAUCAUGACGAAUAAGGCAAUCAUUCUUCUGGCUGUGGUGCUGUGCGCUCAGGCCGUCUUUGGUGUCACCAUCAUCAGCAAGUCGCAGUGGGGCGGACGUGCUCCCAAUGGCAAAUCCUCUCUGGCCAACUCCCUGGCAUACGCUGUGAUCCAUCACACCGCCGGCAACUACUGCACCACCCGUAGCGCCUGUGAGGUCCAGUUGAGGAACAUCCAGGCCUACCACAUGGACAGCUUGGGCUGGGCCGAUAUUGGCUACAACUUCCUGAUUGGCGGUGAUGGCAAUGUCUACGAGGGUCGUGGCUGGAACGUUAUGGGUGCUCAUGCCACCAGCUGGAACGCCAAGUCCAUUGGCAUCUCCUUCCUCGGCAACUACAACAACGAUAAACUCACCUCAGGUCAGAUCAAGGCUGCCAAGGAUUUGUUGGCUGAUGCCGUUUCCCGUGGUCAAAUCAAAUCCGGCUACACCCUGUACGGUCAUCGUCAGGUCGGCUCCACGGAGUGCCCCGGCACCAAUAUCUGGAAUGAGAUCCGCACCUGGCCCAACUGGAAGGCAUAAGCUGACCACUCAAAAAAUUGCUGCAAAAUAAAAACGAUUUUAAAUACAA